Molecule: messenger RNA, 604 nt
Organism: Exaiptasia diaphana
Lineage: Eukaryota; Metazoa; Cnidaria; Anthozoa; Actiniaria; Aiptasiidae
Product: late histone H2B.L4-like
Exons: 1
Coding region: 41-409 (122 amino acids)
Cellular component (GO): nucleosome
Molecular function (GO): structural constituent of chromatin; DNA binding; protein heterodimerization activity
Source: RefSeq, a predicted model, not a curated record
AUGGAAUCUCUUUAAGUUUAGCGCCAAAACGUCCUUCAACAUGUCUGGUAAAAUUGUCAAGAAAGGCGAGAAGAAAGCACCAACUAAGAAAACUAGUUUGACUGACAAAAAGAAAAAGACAAGAAAGAGGAAAGAAAGCUACUCGAUUUACAUUUAUAAAGUUCUGAAGCAAGUGCAUCCAGACACCGGCAUUUCUAGCAAAGCCAUGAACAUUAUGAACUCGUUCGUUUGUGACAUUUUCGAGCGCAUAGCUGCUGAGGCAGCAAGACUUUCUCACUACAACAAGAAAUCUACCAUAACCUCGCGUGAAAUACAGACUGCAGUACGUCUUCUUCUUCCAGGUGAACUCGCAAAGCAUGCAGUUAGCGAAGGAACCAAGGCGGUCACCAAGUACACCAGCAGCAAGUAAAUUCAUCGUAAAUGCAAUUGAAUUCAACCCAAUUUGAUUCCACUGAACUGGUCUUGACAUUUAUACUAGAUAACAGCUCUUGGAGUAUGGAUUGUUACUAUUACAGUAAAAUUGUCAAUUCUCACAAUCCUUUAUUAUUUCAUUUUUGCAUUAUUUUAUUCAAUUAGCUUUACUUUGAUAAAAUAAAUAAUCUUG